Molecule: messenger RNA, 3798 nt
Organism: Lindgomyces ingoldianus
Lineage: Eukaryota; Fungi; Ascomycota; Dothideomycetes; Pleosporales; Lindgomycetaceae
Exons: 2
Coding region: 143-3394 (1083 amino acids)
Source: RefSeq, a predicted model, not a curated record
CGGCGAGUGAUUGAUUUCGAAUCCCCACUCUGGUGCUAGGUAUCUCCAUGUCAAGAAUCCUUUCCUCGCCUGUGCAUGAACGAAGUUUUUGAGCGACGCCUUCAGCGUCCAGGAUAUCGAAGCUGCGUCUCCUAUUUAAGGAAUGACUGUGGCUUCGGAUCCGAUGCCCUCCCUCCCGUCCAAUAUCGCCGAGAAGCCUCGACCCUCUGUUCCCAGCCGCACGUCGUCACUUAAAUACUGUCGCCCCAGCUGGAUGGAUGGAAAAGGUAAUUUCAAUUCUGGCAUUAGCUCGGCGAACGCGAGGACACCGGCCGAGACUCCAGCCUCGUCGUGGGGUACCAUCAGGUCCACUUUGACAGGCCGGAAUUUUAUAGCAGAGGAUGGGAAUUCUUUAGAAUUUCUAAAAGGCCCUCCAAGCGUCAGCUUGCCUCGAAGCUACUUGACACGGAGUACAUCACAUUCUGUGAAAACGAACAGGAGAUCCACCAGUUGCUCCGCAACAAUGCGGAAUACCACACGAGGAGAAAAAGUCAAGAGAUGGGCUGGGUUAACGCGAACAGCGAGCGAUUGGGAUGGCCUACGCAGAGAUCCUGAGUUGUGGUUCAGCGAUGGAGAUUGCCUGGUUCAUUUAUACGCCCGUGGCCAGUCGCGUCGCGGCCCUUCCUUCUGCGUUCCCUUCAGCGUUCUUCGUGAGAGCAAAUGUGGUGCCAUGUUCAGCCUCUGCUUUGCACAAAUGACGCCUGCUCAGUGUCCCACCAAUAGUCAGCCUCUGGGACGUGUAUCGAGUGGCUUCAGCACUCAACUUGCAGUGUCAAGUCCCAACAUAUGCGAGCUUUACAUUCCAGCACCAAGGGAGGCAACAAGGGAGGAUUCUUUCCAAUGGCACAUAACCACUCGCAAUUUCUUCGCCUUCGUUUUCGGGAAACCGCUGGUCGGGAAUCACAUGGGGAAGGCGUUGGUGGACCUGCAGCAGCGGAUGCAACUUUUCCGGUCGGGACGAAUUAACAACCAUCAAGAUUUCCUCGAUUAUGCCAAACACCAAGGGUAUCGAGACUUUGUGGAAUGUGCCGACUAUGCGUUGGCCAUGCUCUACUACGCCGAACACUACCAGUUGCGAGAUGUUUGGAUCGACGCCUUCGUUCAUUGUGUUGGCAUGAAUGACUGCCUAAGUCUCAGCUCUGAAUUUCAACUAGUAUCUCGCGUCACGAAAGCUCUGAUUACGAGGGCUUACUUGGAAAUGGAUAUUCACCUUAGCCGUGUAGCUAUCGCACUCGGCAACUUCCUCGAAGAUGAUAUGUCACCGGCCUUCCUUGGCCUCAGUGAUGGCGCUCGAGCCCACAUGGAUCGCUUCCGCUCAUUCUUGCACACCUUUUACGUCGAGAAGUUCGGUUACUGGCCACCACCCAAUGGCACUUCAUUCUCGAAAGUUUUGUACAAAUCUAUGUACUUUGACUUUAAGAACAUGUACGACUACUUGGCAGAUCUUGAGUCAAGCGACAACAUUUCAUCCCAGAAGCCAGCCAGCGGCGGAAUCUGCGUUCUACAGAAUGUUCUAGCUUUUAACCAGAGGCAUGACUUCGUUCCGCUACCCCAUCCAUUGCCAUUAGUUCCGGAACAUGUCGCGCCGAAUAGGAAGACUCAAUCACAAAAGACUCUACGAACCCUUACUCUGGGUUCUAAGCAGGCUAAGACCGAUCGGUACAUGACCACUCGUGCUGCACUUACAUCAGCGACCAAUACUCGCGAUAUUUCUGUGACAAGCUGCGCCCUCGUGCAGGCUUACAUGCGUUUCGAGCGGCAGUGUGCUCUCAACCAGCGAGAAGAGAAGGUUUCAAUGGCCGAUGCAAGAAAAGUCCGCUGGCUGCUCAUUUAUAGCACGCUCCAGUACUUGGUGUCUGCUAUUCGGGCCCCAAAAGAAGUUCGUGACACUGAGGAACCCACUUACCCUCUGUGUUGCUUAGUCACAGAGAAGUCUCCUUGGCAGAUUGGAACCAAAGCCCUAAACUCUCCUACGAUUCCUUCCGUCAAUGUGCCAGAGGCCAUCGAUAACUACCUUCCCGAAUCGAAAUGCGAGGUCCCAAACGAGCUCACUCGCGGUACCCCAAAGGCCUCGACAAUUCAGCCCGACUGCCAGAAUGAAGACUACUUCACGCAUACGAAUCCCGAUUCAACGCCUAUAAUUAGUCGGCUUGUUUCGGUCGAAGUGCCCGCUCCUCUCCGAAUCUCAUCGCCAAUUACACAAAACUCUUCCAUCAGGUCUUUCAAGCACCUCUCUCUGUCUGCCCUCAGCUCACGCAGGAAUAGUGUCGUCUUGAAGACGCCUUCCCAGCCGUUCUGUGAGAUUAUUGUUCAUGGAUAUGGGAACGGUCUGAAUGAUACGAUUAUUGAUCCACCAUCGCAAAGAAUCUCACGCUCGGAGGCUGUCAUUUGCUCAAAGCAUUCGUCCGGGCCUAUAAUUCCCAAUGGUGCUGAGCCAGAGACUUCGUGGUUACGGCCGUCAACGCCAGACCAUGCAAAGCAUUUAGGACGACCCGGGAAUCUCGUACUCGACACUGGGUCCGCGCUCGGACAAGCACGAACGCCUAUACUCGACUCUUUUGAAUUUGACAACCUUGUCAGCCCCGUUAACACAGAUAAGCCUCAUCAGUCUCCAAGCUCCUCCAACAGCGCCACGUCUAUGCACAGCGCUAUGUGGAGUGAUGGCGACUCCAGCUCCACAUCUUCGAAAUCUAGUGCCGAUGCUGGCCGAUCGGAUUCUAAGUUAGGCACUACAGAAGACAAUAGUCAUCCCAGCGGCUUUGCUCUUGUUGACAACACCCCCUCAUCGAGUGCUCAGACAUCCCCAAAGAGGAAUUCAGCUACAACACCCAAUCGCCGUAGCGAAUUCUGCUUUAGCUUCAACAGCCCCUCCUCUGAAAGUUCCUUUGUACUAGCGCAAUCCUCAGACUUACCUGUCCCUCUCUCUGUCGAUUCCAAUAUCGGAAUCGCCAUCUCAGCUCCUCCGCCGAUACCAACAUAUAUACUACCGCCCCCACCCCCAGCCACCACCCCUAACUUCGAUAUCCUUCCUACUCUGGACGAAAAGCCACGCCCUCUUCCAAGGUCAUUUUCCAUGGAAAGCUUAGCCUUUCCCCCUUCGUCGACCUCUAAGGCUAGGAAAGAGAACUCCAUGGACAUUUUCGCUGCUCUAUCGCUCGCACCUGCACAAUCGAAGAAUGAAACCCCAGCUGGGCGAAGCGCGAGUGAGACUUGUAGGGAUAUUGAAGCCGCAGUCCCGCCACCGAUCUCUAAGAAGGCCCAGCAAGUCCACAGCACCAAAGUCGUCGAUGACCAAGAGAGAGGUCGAAAGAAGGAGCGGAGGAAGAGUUUGGGGCUUAUGCUGAGGAGAAGAUAGAAGUUGAAAAGUCACUCGUGCCGCGCGACUUCGUUCACGUUUUGUAUUCCUUAUGGUCUUUCUUCUCUACUAGUAUCUCAUCUCAUCUCAUCUCAUUUCAUUUAUCAAAUCUUAGCAUGGUGCAUCAGGCUACAUAUAGCGCGAGGUAAAUUAACUUGUCCUGACGCAGAUACACAGACGCUCACUCAAAAGCUUUUCUCUACCUUGAUUUCUAGUUUUAGUUUUGUUCAGCGCUUUGGUUUGUUAUACCCAUCGUCGAUUACGCAGCUCGGUCGACACUUAAAUAUAAUGUCUUGUAUAUUUAGCGGCACGUUGGUUGAGUAGGAGUGAUAUGGUGCGAAGUGAAAGCACGCAUAACGGAAAUGGAAAUAUAUAAUUGAAGACCACGAACCCCUGCGACUUUG